Messenger RNA from Neoarthrinium moseri, 462 nucleotides. RefSeq lists its product as uncharacterized. NCBI's taxonomy places the organism in Eukaryota, Fungi, Ascomycota, Sordariomycetes, Amphisphaeriales, Apiosporaceae. The coding region runs from base 1 to 462 and encodes 153 amino acids. The record is from RefSeq and is a predicted model, not a curated record. The transcript has a single exon.
AUGGAUCUGAAUAGUCAGGAGCAACAAACGCAAGGGGUAUCAAGGAGGAAUGUUGCCGACAUCGAUGCCGAUGCACAAGCACCCCAAGUUGUGUAUCAGGAGGACGGGUUUCUGCACCAGCCCGGACUCGAGGUUCUUGCAAACGACAGUGAUGGAAUUGAAGUGACACCCGGUGAUGCACCAGAAGCUGUGGUCCAUGAUGCACCAGAAGUAUUAGAGAAGCCAGCGAUACCUCAAUCAUCAUCAUGGUUCGCAGAACACAGGACUUGGAUGUUGGUAGGCCUCGUGGCUGCUACCGUGAUCGGCGUCGGCAUUGGUCUUGGAGCUGGACUGAGCAAAUGGUCGAGAAGGUGCACAGUCAAAUGUAUCCACGUGAAACGCUCUGGCGCUGAUAUCUAUGAGCAGUUCACCGUCAUCGACUGUUACGAGUGGUUCUUCGGGCACAACUUCAGCAACCUUUGA